AUGAAACUCUCCACCACCUCUUCUGAUGGCGGUUUGAUACUAAGUGGAACGAGAACACGAGCUGGUGAUCCAAUGGCAAGGCACAAGGGCGGCCUGGCUGCAGGGAUCCAGCAGCCGGACUGUCUUGGCCUCGCGAUUCCUGGGGAGGCGGCACAGACGAGGAAAUUUUGUUUCUUCGCAAGUCGAGAUGAAGACGGGAGAGCGGGAGAGAGACUGCUUCCGUCAAUUUAUCGACCACUGUGCGCAGCGGUCUCUCUCGACAUCGACAGCAACAGGCGACGACGAUGCUCCUCGACAAGGGGAAAAGCGUGGAGGGAGAAUUUCGGACGUGCGAAUAAUUCCAAUUUGUCCAAUCGCGGCUGUCGGCGAGGGCCGACUCUGCUAUCUGAUUGGCCACAUUUCGCUUCGCUGCGCAAACAUUUUGUUUCAAGCGCCGUUUUGACCCACAACGUAUCGUUGUCUUAUUGGCCCGCGACGGGUAAUUCUCCGGAAAUGCGCGUAACUGAAAUAUAUCAGCCAAUCAUCGUCCGGAGUUGUCGGGAAGAGCAAUCUCGGGAAUUAAGUUUAUCCGGCGGCCCCACUCCGAAAUACGUUGAAACGCUGCCGUGUUACGGGAGUUAUCGCUGUGGCGACGGAAAAGGUUGUCGUUGCCAAGCUCAGGUCGACCACCGCUGGCAUCCCCCGCACAUCGCCGAGCAAGGCGAAGCGUCACCAGAGCCGAAAGUCCGGUGA
Messenger RNA from Coccidioides immitis RS, 732 nucleotides. RefSeq lists its product as uncharacterized. The record is from RefSeq and is a predicted model, not a curated record. Bases 1 to 732 code for a protein of 243 amino acids. NCBI's taxonomy places the organism in Eukaryota, Fungi, Ascomycota, Eurotiomycetes, Onygenales, Onygenaceae. The transcript is spliced from 3 exons.